AUGAUGCCAAACCGGAACGGCUCUCCCAGCAUGAACUCAAAUUCGAUGAAGUCCAGUGGCAUGAUGAAUCAGAAAAUGCCCUCCUCAAACUACAUGCAGCAGAAUCUCCUCAACGAUCCCAAGGGAAAACACUUGUUCGAAAAGGAGCCCAUAAAGAAAAAGGUGCAGUACAACCCCCUGUUCGAUUAG
This is a messenger RNA of Plasmodium fragile, 189 nucleotides long. RefSeq lists its product as uncharacterized. The record is from RefSeq and is a predicted model, not a curated record. Bases 1 to 189 code for a protein of 62 amino acids. The transcript is spliced from 3 exons. Lineage: Eukaryota; Apicomplexa; Aconoidasida; Haemosporida; Plasmodiidae.